Molecule: messenger RNA, 2160 nt
Organism: Williopsis jadinii
Lineage: Eukaryota; Fungi; Ascomycota; Saccharomycetes; Phaffomycetales; Wickerhamomycetaceae
Product: PLP-dependent transferase
Exons: 1
Coding region: 444-1829 (461 amino acids)
Biological process (GO): L-aspartate catabolic process; biosynthetic process
Cellular component (GO): mitochondrion
Molecular function (GO): L-aspartate:2-oxoglutarate transaminase activity; pyridoxal phosphate binding
Source: RefSeq, a predicted model, not a curated record
AUGACAUGCGAUGUGCCACAAAAACUAGAAAAAAAGAACAGAUUCAGAACAGGAAGACCAUCUCAGAAGAAAACAGGCAAGCUUCUCCACUUUUGCUUUUGUGUCGUGUGGAAAGUUCUUUCAACGUCUUUUUCCAAAAGGGAAAAUAGGAGAGGUUGCUGUGACUUCAAAACCAAGUGACAAAUCUGGGUGUUGUAUAUAAAUUUGGCUCGGUGUCUGGGUGCUUCUCGCUUGUAUUCCCCUCAGUUCUUCUCCCAUUGGUUUGAAUCAUCGGUUUUUGAGUUUUGUGUAACGGGCGGUUAAUUCUCAACUGUUUGACCCUGGGACGUGUGGAAGUAUAAAGUGACGUGCUUCCGCUUUUCUUUCUUUCUCUCUUUGUUUAUUUGUGAGUAACACUUUGAGUAUUCACCACACAGCGGGUUCGUUGUAUCACUGGAAAUAGGAUGUCUACGAUCACUGCGAGAAGAGCACUGGCUUCAUUAUCGGCCAAAUCCACGGCGGCUAGCCAUGCGAUCACACCGUCAUCCACGGCGGCAGCGUCAAAGAACAGCAGAAACCAUGGUGGUUGUCUCUCCGAUGUUGCGCUGCGUAGCAACAACUCGAAGUUUUGGAAUGGCAUAUCACAGGCUCCAGCGGAUCCGAUCUUGGGUAUCAUUGAGGAGUUUGCAAAGUCCAGCUCCCCACAGAGGGUUAACCUCAGCGUUGGAGCUUACAGAGACAACAAUGGAUUACCGUACGUACUACCGUCGAUUAGAAUGGCUAGUGCUAUAGUUUACCAACAGAAGCUUGACGAAGAGUAUGCGCCAAUUGUAGGGACAGCAAAUUAUGUCUCCUUGGUGAAGAAAUUCCUCUAUGGCUCCUUUUCAACGGGCGCUGAUCUCAUAAAGGAGGAUCGUAUUGCAAUGGCACAAUCCAUUAGCGGUACUGGUGCUUUAAAACUUGUUGCUGAUUUCUUGAAGAAAUGGUCCCCGUACGAAUCUAGGGCAAUUUAUCUCUCAAACCCAACUUGGGCAAAUCACGCAAAUAUAUUUGGAUCUUCUGGGAUCGAGCCUCGUCAAUAUACAUAUUUCAACAGAGAUACAAAUGCCAUUGAUAUGGAGUUGUUGUUGGAUGAUUUGUCCAACGCCGAGCGUGGAUCAGCGGUUUUGUUGCAUGCUUGUUGCCACAACCCAACUGGAUUGGACCCAACAGAGGAGCAGUGGAGAGACAUCGUUGACGUUAUCUCCCAACGUGAGUUGAUCCCUGUUGUAGACAUUGCAUACCAAGGAUUCCAAUCAGGUCAUCUUUCGCAGGAUUUGUACCUUUUGAAACUUGUUUCUGAGAAGUGCACCGAAGGUUUAUUGCCAACAGCCUUUGUGUGUCAAUCGUUUGCAAAGAAUAUGGGACUUUACGGUGAACGUGUAGGUUCAGUAUCGUUGAUUACCCCUUCAAAGGAGGUUACGAACAACGUGGACUCACAAAUGAAGAGAAUUGUAAGAUCUAUCUACUCGUCUCCUCCAGUCCAUGGCUCAAGGUUGGUUGAAACAGUCUUGUCAGAUGAAUCCAUCUUUGCCCAAUGGAACAAGGAUGUCCAGCUUAUGGCCAACCGCAUCAAAUCUAUGAGACAAGAGUUACAUGGAUAUUUGACAAGACACUCUGAUUUGAACUGGGAUCAUAUUGUUGAACAGAAUGGUAUGUUCUGCUAUACCGGGUUGAACAAAGAUCAAAUGACUCACUUGAAGGAUGAUUUCCACGUUUAUGCAACCAUGGAUGGACGGUUCUCUAUGGCUGGUUUAAACACCAGUAAUGUGGAGUACGUUGCCAAUGCCAUGGAUAAAGUCACCAGAUGAACAAAGCAUACAGAAGGUAUUAUCACUACUAUAAUUAUAAUGGUUAUUUAUUAUUAUUUUUCAUGUGAUGGUCAUGAUUAUCAUUAUUAUCUUUGAAGAAGGAAAGAUGAUGGGACCGGGCUCAUCACUCUGGGGGGUUUUGGUUAACGAAAAGCAACGAUUAAUUUUAAAGGGUUCUAUAGAAACAAUUGAAAGACCACGAAGGAACAAAUCAUAUCGUACAGCUCGAAAUGGCGGUUGUCAUAUUUAUAUUCAUCUUGUUGUAAUAAAGUGUUAUGUAUAGCCGUGGUUUAAGGCUUUCUGUAGGUUAAGAAGCCAGUCUUGACCCCAA